UCUUAACCGCUCAGCUCCAAAACCCUUCCAAAACCUCCUUCCUCAAUGAUAUUGCUGAACAGUGAACAGGCAUGGCCACUUCUACAGGUUUUGCGCUUUCUUGUCGUCCCAAUCUCACUCUCCGCCAUUGCUUACACAAGAUAACCCGUAAAGCAGCAGUUAUGGCGUUCAAUGAUACGGAUAAAGGAAAAGUGAUUGAUGGUUUUGGUGGUGGGACUAAAGCGCUGGAAUGGAAGAGGUUUAAUUCCAAGGACCUUGGCAUUAGAACUUCAGCAAUUACAAAACCUACAAGAGUUGUACUUAAUUCCCUCAAAAAGAAAGGAUUUGAUGUUUACCUUGUGGGAGGUUCUGUUAGGGAUCUAGUCUUGAAAAGAACACCAAAGGAUUUUGAUGUAAUAACAUCUGCUGAUCUUAGAGAGGUGAAGAGAACAUUUUCACAAUGUGAGAUAGUUGGAAGAAGAUUUCCUAUUUGCCAUGUGUGUGUUGAUGAUACCAUCGUGGAGGUUUCGAGCUUUCAUACCUGUGCAGGAAAGUCCCAAAGGGAUAUAUAUUCGUCUUUUGAGAAGCCUGCUGAUUGUGAUGAGAAGGAUCACCUACGCUGGCAAAACUGCUUGCGUCGGGACUUUACAAUAAAUGGGUUGAUGUUUGACCCUUAUGCAAAACUAGUCUAUGAUUACACAGGUGGAGUCGAAGAUAUCAGGAAAGCUAAAGUCCAAACCAUAAUUCCUGCUAGUUUCUCUUUAAUGGAGGACAGUGCUCGUAUUCUUCGUGCAGUUAGAAUUGCUGCACGUUUAGGAUUUUGUUUUCAAAGAGAGAUGGCUCUUACAAUUAAAAACUUAUCGAGUUCAGUCCUCAGACUUGAUAGGGGAAGGCUCCUCAUGGAAAUGAAUUACAUGCUAGCUUAUGGUUCUGCUGAGGCGUCACUAAGAUUAUUGUGGAGAUUUGGCCUUCUAGAAAUACUUCUACCAAUUCAAGCAGCAUAUUUUGUUCGACAUGGAUUUAGAAGACGUGAUAAGAGGUCCAAUUUUCUGUUGAGUUUGUUUUCCAAUUUGGACAAACUACUUGCACCUGAUAAGCCAUGCCACAAUUCCUUAUGGGUUGCCAUUUUAGCAUUUCAUAAAGCGCUGUCAGAGCAAGCAAGGGAUCCUUCAGUUGUUGCUGCAUUUUGCCUUGGCGUGCACAAUGGCGGAGAUUUAACCGAAGCUUCAAGUAUAGCUGGAAGUAUCUCCAGGCAACAUGAAAGCUGCUUUCCCGAACUGCUAGAGCACCAGCAUCUGGACUCAGCGUCACUUAAAGAUGAAGUAGUGGAUUUGGCAUUAUCGGUCCAAAGAGCAUUGACUGCCAUUACAGAUGAAUAUUUUGUCUCGAGGGCAAUGGCCGAGUACUCCAAAGUGCCAUAUUCAAACGUAGUAUUUGUCCCAUUGACCCUAUACUUGAGAGUGGGCAGGAUCUUUGAAUGUGUUCGGUUGGGAAAGGAAAAAGGGUUUGUGGGGAAGCAAGGAAGGAAGAUCAAUUAUGAGCUGUUAGCGAGUGGGAGCCUACAGGAAGUCCGGCAUGUAUUUGCGAGGGUUGUUUUCGAUACAAUAUAUCCAUUAAGCCUCGGUAAAGAUCAAACAUAACUAAAUUUUGUAUUGUUGUUGUUAGUCGUCUCACAUGGUGUUAUUGGUAGGUGUGGAAUUAGAAAGUAUAGAAAUAUAGUAGCUUUGGCCAUAAUGGGCAAUUUUGUGCUUUGUUGAUUCAACAAUUUUGAGUUUCGCAUUGUCAA
Ipomoea triloba (trilobed morning glory) is the source of this 1765-nucleotide messenger RNA. RefSeq lists its product as uncharacterized. Gene Ontology annotation, biological process: RNA processing. The transcript has 14 exons. Bases 72 to 1619 code for a protein of 515 amino acids. Gene Ontology annotation, molecular function: nucleotidyltransferase activity; RNA binding. The record is from RefSeq and is a predicted model, not a curated record. NCBI's taxonomy places the organism in Eukaryota, Viridiplantae, Streptophyta, Magnoliopsida, Solanales, Convolvulaceae.